AUGUUUGAGGAAAUCACUGAUUAUUUAAAGAAAUCCUUUGUGAUAAUUGCUCCUCAGAAAUCACCCUGUCCACAUUCUCUAACUACUGCUAAAUAUAAUGUUAAAUGCCCAGCCACUAAAAGGGAAUGGGGUGAAAGAGAAAAAAUAUCCAACUGUGAACAGUACGAACAGAACUGCACUGUAGCUGAAAAAUACAGAUACCAUUGUGUCCUAAAUGCAAUAGGUAAUGGUACCGUCGAACUGUGUGCACCUGUUGUAGACAUAAUAGGUGGACAGUGUACAGAAUUCACAGUUGGAGGCCAAUUUCUCCAGGAACAUACUGAAAAAAAAUGCAAGAGUUGUCCUUUCAAGUAUAUCUCCUCCAAUGUUUAUAAAUAUAAAGAAUGCUUCCAACUUAAGAAAGAAGAAAAGCAAGCUUCACAUGCAGGAAUUAAUAAAAAUGUUCAUAAAUCAACACUUACUGCCAGCAAACGUAUUCAAUUUUCUACAACUCCAAGCAGUGAAGGGUUUUUCAGCAUGAAGGGCGAUAAACCAGUUACACAAAUAAAGGACAACAGAGUUCAUAGCGAGGAGCAACUUGAAGAUCCCUUGAUUAUCUUCAUAGUCACUGCCGUCGUGUUCUUCUUGAUACUACUGAUUGUUGUUGUUUUAUUUAUUAAACUUCAAGCUAUAAAGCGAACUACGUCGUUAAUGGAAAAAAGAAUUAACACAGAGGCAUCAGAUGUCAAAAUAUUUGAAGGAAACAAAUCGACGAUUUAG
Messenger RNA from Saccostrea echinata, 759 nucleotides. RefSeq lists its product as uncharacterized. The coding region runs from base 1 to 759 and encodes 252 amino acids. The transcript is spliced from 5 exons. NCBI's taxonomy places the organism in Eukaryota, Metazoa, Mollusca, Bivalvia, Ostreida, Ostreidae. The record is from RefSeq and is a predicted model, not a curated record.